AAGUGUUAAAUAAUUUGCAUAAUUUAUCAAAUUAAGCACGGUAUUUAUCUCACCUGUUAGAAGUUCCUGCGGGGCAGACGUAUCUGAUUAAAGGUGCGAUGUCAUUGGCAAUGUAACACCACGUGACCGGCAAUCGGGUAACACGCUUAACCAAUAGAAAUUUAUCGCUAAUUUGUAAACAAAAGCACGUGGAUCAUAUAUAAGACUACAUAAAUUAUUUUCAAAUCACUUUCAGACUUUAAUCUAAAGAUAAACAAGUUUUUAACAUUUGUGUACAUUGAGAUACAUUGGUUUCUAAAAUUGUUUAAAUAUGGAUUUAUUUCACACAAACAUGAGUAUUUUGUUCAUUGCCUUUGUUGUUACUGCUACAGCCUUAGAAUCAAAUCAGGAUCUAUCAGAUAUGCUGGCAAGAUCUUUGCGGGCAGCAAGUAGAGAAAAAAGGACUCAUAACAAAGACAGAAAGAACAUUAUAGAUGCUAGCAAGAAAGGAAUUGUAGAAGCAGACGAUAAGAAGAGUUGUUGUUUAAAUGGCGGGAUAUGCAUUAUGAACACAUUCUGUCACUGCAAACGAAAUUUCUAUGGCCGUUUCUGUGAGCACCGUGUACGUCAUCGCUCAUGCGGAAGUAUUCGUCACGGAACGUGGAUGGCUUCCGGUUGUCACCUUUGUCAUUGCUUCGACGGUAGAAUGACUUGUAAAGUCACCACAAUUCAUGGAUGCAAAAAAUUAUCAUAUGUCGAAGGUUACGAAAACAAUCCCGACUAUAUGGUUGGAAUGGACAAGAAGUCUGAAGAUUACGAUAAAUUCUACGAUGAGUUUGACUACGCACCGGAAACGGAAGUGACGUCUGGAACCGCUAGCUUUGGAGUUCAUUUAUGGCAGCUAACGACAGUUAUUUUUUCUUUCACUGUCUACAAAAGUGUCGGCUCAUGAAUGUGAAUUUUAGGUCACGUUACAAAUAAUGCUAAGCACUUCCUAAGUAACUCUGCAUAUCAAGAGAAUGCUGGCACGUUCAUUUUACGGAAAAGAACGGAACCAUCGUGCCAUCUCUUCAGUGAAUGCACGAGACACGGCAUACAACGCCAUUAUGAUGACGAGGAGAGGGAAAUUGACAUACAUGAGGACGAAAUGAUUAGUUUUUGUUAAAGAAUAAAAAUUGUUUUUUUUUUUAAAGUUAAAAUCGUUUCAUAUACACUUGUGAUCACAACAAAUCCGAUCGUUUUCUUUUGAAAAUUAACAUUACAGAGAUGUUCGAUUGUAUAUUUUCUGUCAUUUAUUGUAAAA
Molecule: messenger RNA, 1282 nt
Organism: Ruditapes philippinarum (Manila clam)
Lineage: Eukaryota; Metazoa; Mollusca; Bivalvia; Venerida; Veneridae
Product: teratocarcinoma-derived growth factor-like
Exons: 6
Coding region: 311-931 (206 amino acids)
Source: RefSeq, a predicted model, not a curated record